UUCUUUCAACAUCAACUAAUUUAUAGCACCCAAGAAAUCAAACAAGUUUCUUCCUCUUUUAGCUGACGCCUUAGUUUUUUUUGUUUGAUUCAUCUUUUCCUUAACUUUGAUUCUUUAUUUUAACAUUAUUCCAUUUCUUGAAACUUUUCUUAUAAAUUUCCACAAAAAGAUAUGAUCCAUUUAUGAAACCAAUCACUUUGUUUUCUUGUUAUUUGGGUUUUUUUCUUGAUUUGGGUUACUGUUGAAAAAAGGCAGUGAAUCAAAAAAGUCUAUUUUUUGAGAUUUUCUUGGAUUUGGGUCUUGGAAAAAUUGAGUCUUUUAUUCAUCUAAAGCAUUUGAUCUGUUGAUUGUUCUUUGAAGUGGGAAUUUGAUUUGUGUUGUGGUGGAUUAAUGAGAGUUUGAAGUUGGAUUAAUCAUUGUGAGAGGUUGUAUUGUUUAAAUGGCUUUAAAAGAGUUGAUUGAGAUCAAAUUCAGGCUUGCUGAUGGAAGUGAUAUUGGACCCAACAAGUAUAUGGCAAGCACCACAGUGGCUACUCUUAAAGAAAAGAUAAUUGCACAGUGGCCUAAAGAUAAAGAUUCUGGGCCGAAGACAAUAAAUGAUGUGAAGCUUAUUAAUGCUGGAAGGAUACUUGAGAACAAUAAAACACUUGAUGAAUCUAGACUCCCAGUUGCUGAAGUUGCAGGAGGUGUCAUCACUAUGCAUGUUGUUGUACGCCCACCUAUGAAUGAGAAAGCCCGUGCUAAACAGCAGGACGAUUCCCUAAGGAAAGACGGGUGUGCAUGCACAAUUUUGUAAUCUGUCUGACCAGAUAACAGAAUUACUCCAGUUUAGUAAUAUCCCAUAGCUCAUGGAUUUUUCAGUAGCGGAUCGUUGGUUGCUUGAAGAAGUAUAUUGAACGUUAGUGGAGUCCAAGAAGAUAUGAAAUGACAAAAUUUGGAAGUUCAAUUAUCAUUCAAGGUCUUUGCUUUUACUUUUAGAUUUCAGCUUUGUAAGCUUUCUCUAAGGCAAAAAAGGAUUGGUGCAUUGUUGUGUAGGGAACUUCUUUGGAAAGUAUGAAAAUUUCUUUCUUUUUAGGGUGGGUGCAUUGGGGUUAAACAAGGGAACAAGAAGAACAAAAGAAUUGUUGAAGAUUAUAGUUGGUUUGAUUUCGUUUCAUUUGCAAUCCUAUAGUUACUAUGAAGAACUUUCUUCUGUUA
Molecule: messenger RNA, 1197 nt
Organism: Lycium barbarum (goji berry)
Lineage: Eukaryota; Viridiplantae; Streptophyta; Magnoliopsida; Solanales; Solanaceae
Product: membrane-anchored ubiquitin-fold protein 3-like
Exons: 3
Coding region: 440-796 (118 amino acids)
Molecular function (GO): protein binding
Source: RefSeq, a predicted model, not a curated record